AUGGAUUCAGCUUCGGGGCCCAUCACGGCAAUUGACCAGCCUGGUCUUAAGGCCGAGGGCCAGCUGCUGUAUCACUUGCGGAGAGAAGUCGCCGAUCUCUUACAGAGAAACCAGAUCAGCUUCCCGGGCGCGCAGCCCGUGAGUUUCGCGCAAAAGCAUAUCGAUGAGCUGCUGUCGAGAGAUUACUACGUCUGCGAAAAGACCGAUGGCAUCCGCUACCUCUUAUACUUAACAUCUGACGAGACUGGGAGUGAAAUCCACUAUCUGAUCGAUCGCAAGAACGACUUCUGGUUCAUACACCACAAGAAUCUCCAUUUUCCUCUACAAGGCGAUGACCAGGCAUUCCACACUCGCACGAUAGUGGACGGCGAGUUGGUAAUAGAUGAAGAGCCAGACGGCACUAAGAAGCCAAAAUUUCUUGUAUUCGACUGCCUUGUCAUCGAUGGCAAGGUCCUUCUAGAACGGUCAUUAGAUAAGCGGCUCGCUUACUUCCAGGCGAAUGUGUUCAAGCCAUAUGAGGACCUGUUCAAGCGUUUCCCUCAGGAGCGCCCAUUCCAGGCUUUCCAGCUCCAAAUGAAGGACAUGCAGCUAGGAUACGGCAUCGAGAAGAUGUUUGGUGAAGUGCUGCCGCAUCUCAAGCAUGGUAAUGAUGGACUUAUCUUCACAUGCGUCGGUACGCCGUACCAAUUCGGCACCGACCAGCACAUUUUGAAGUGGAAACCGGCAGAGGAAAACACUGUUGAUUUCAAGCUUCGCCUUGAGUUCCCCAUGGUUGAGCCGGACGAUAUUGAUCGCGCCGAGGGCGUCACAAAGCCAUAUAUUGACUACGAGGCCGUACCUCACGUGCAGCUGCUGACAAACUACGGCGGUGAGGCUUCGGAGCCGUACCAGCCGUAUGCUGAGCUGUACCUGACGGAGGAGGAGUGGGACAAGCUGAAGUCUCUGGGGGACCCGUUGCAGGGUCGCGUUGUCGAGUGCGCUAUGGACGAGCACCAGCGGUGGCGCCUAUACCGGUUCCGAGACGACAAGCUGGAUGCCAAUCACAUUAAGGUUGUGAAGAGCGUCAUCGACAGCAUCCUACACCCGGUGGGUAAAGAAGAUUUGCUUGAAGUAGCACCGCAGAUCAAGGACAACUGGAAGAUCCGAGCGGACCGCUUAAAGGCACAGCAGUCCCAGAAGAGGUAG
Messenger RNA from Phaeoacremonium minimum UCRPA7, 1185 nucleotides. Its product is annotated as putative mrna capping enzyme alpha protein. Bases 1 to 1185 code for a protein of 394 amino acids. Gene Ontology annotation, cellular component: mRNA capping enzyme complex. The transcript has 2 exons. Gene Ontology annotation, molecular function: mRNA guanylyltransferase activity; ATP binding. Gene Ontology annotation, biological process: 7-methylguanosine mRNA capping. Lineage: Eukaryota; Fungi; Ascomycota; Sordariomycetes; Togniniales; Togniniaceae. The record is from RefSeq and is a predicted model, not a curated record.